GAGUAUUGCAAAUUAUAGAAGUUCAAUUUUCAAUUUUGAUAAUCUACAAAAAUGUAUUUUUUUUUUUAACUUCUUCUAUUUCCAAGUUCUUCAGCUUCGGUACUAAGGCUAUGGAUUCUCCAUUCAACUGUUUCCAGACAUGAAUUCAUUCUCUGGCCAGAUUUAACCAAAUCCUCCAUUCAAAUAUUUCAUAAAUACAUCUUUACAACAACAUCCUAAUCUUUGGGAUAUUUACAUUUCAAUAAACUAAUCAAUACCCACAAGUAAGUUUGUGGUUGUCGCGAACUGGAUUGAAAACCCAUCCACUCGAAUCACUACCUUCUCUAUUUCCCUCAUUCUCUCUUCCUUCAUCCUUCUCCAAUCCAAUCAUGGAAGCAUUAAUUUCCAACCCUCUUAUUACCCAUCCCACUCUUCGUCGUUCCAAACCGCGCUCGAAUUCGAUGCAUAAUCGAAGACGAACACCCGCGUUUGCCGCCAUUGACGGUGCUUCUUCGCUUGCAGCUGACUCCACUCAGGUUGAAAUCACAUGGCAAAUUUUCGUUGGAGCGAUUGCUGGAGUGACGCCAUUUGUGGUGGCCGGAAUCGAAUUCAGCAAGAGAAUUAUGGCGCAAAAGAGAUGUAAAGAAUGCGGUGGUUCUGGGCUUGUUCUUAGAGAUGAUGACUACUUUCGUUGCCCGGACUGUGUAUGUUCAUACAGAAAUUUCAGCAUGACGGUGGAAACUAUACCUUGCUUUUAUAUUGAGGUGGUUUUUUGCCAUGGCAGUCAUGGAGGCGAUUCUUUUGGGGAUAAAGAAGACACUUAACAAGAUAUGUCUCUUUUGAAGCUGUAUUAAUUACACUCAUAUUUCAAAGAAAGUGGUUCAGGAUUUUCUUCGUUGAUUUCCAAGCAAGACGAGGAACAAAGGAUCUGAUCUUAUCCGUUCAUUAAGUGUAUGCAUUUGAGGUUAGAGCUAAUUACAAGUUCACCACGUUUCUCAUCAAAUUACAAGCUCAAUCAAGUAUUCAAAUGUUGCUAAAUGAUUGUUUACGAGGUUACAUUUCUAGCAUGUCGUUCUUGAAAUGUCAUUUUCUCUCACAUAGUUAAUAACAUGUAUAAAAGAUUUAAUAUUUUUUAACCUAUCAACUUUAGUUUUUAAGUCUGGUACUGGUUUAUUUAUACAAUAAAGCUAGGCAUUUCUUCCCCAGUGCUUGAGAUGUGCAGAGCCAAGCAUGUUGAAUUAGAAACUCCAUUAAUUUGUAUUAAGUGGGAUAUUGCGAAACAAAUUACGCACGUCCAUUUUGGUGUUUAUGCAUUUGUAUAUAACUCACGGAGUCUGUAAGCAACUAUAUGCGAUUCUUUGUUUUUGUGUUA
Molecule: messenger RNA, 1351 nt
Organism: Cucumis melo (muskmelon)
Lineage: Eukaryota; Viridiplantae; Streptophyta; Magnoliopsida; Cucurbitales; Cucurbitaceae
Exons: 5
Coding region: 369-803 (144 amino acids)
Source: RefSeq, a predicted model, not a curated record